AUGCAGGUUGCUCAGCUUGGGCAAGAGGCGCUGCUGUCUGGGGCAUGGCAGGAGGAAUGCCUGAUGCUGGUGAUGCCAGGGGGAGCUGAUCUGCCCUACUGCCGCCAGCUGAAUGGCCGGGGCAACAGCCUUAUCCGCGGCUUUGUGGAGGCUGGGGGUGCCUACCUGGGCCUGUGCGCUGGGGCCUACUAUGCCUGCUCCUACGUGGAAUUUGCCCUGGGCACAACGCUCGAGGUGAGGGGUCCUCGCGAGCUGGCAUUCUUCCCGGGCACAGCGGCGGGCCCCGUCUACGGCGGCUUCCGCUACGAGACCGAGGACGGCGCGCACGCAGCGCAUGUCGCCUUCCGGCCGCCGCAGCUGGCCAGCGCCGUAGAAUCCGUAAAAGGGGACGCUCACGUAAACGGAGACAGGACGGAGCAGGGAACACCAUCCGGCGCCGCACCUUCUGCACAGCAGGGGGACUCCAUUCUAGCAGCAGGGUCAGCGGAAUCUGUGACCGAGACUGCAGAGAUUGGCGGCCGGCAAGAGGGCACCCACUCUCCCUGCAUGUCAGCUCGCGAGCCACAAGCAGGGUGGAUGGUGUGCCGGGACUACACUAAUGGGGGCCCUCAAUUUGUUCCCUUCGCUAUCAUUGAGAGAAAAGGGCAGCUGGCUGGUCCGUCAGGCCAAGUCAGCAAUCUGGAAUGCAACCACGGUGUUUAUGAGUGCCUGGCGGUGUAUCCUGAUAAGGGGAGUGGUCUGGCUGCGGUGAGAUGCCCUAUAGGGGCAGGAGUUGCAGUGCUGGUGGGCACGCACCCGGAACUGGACCCCAAAUGGCUGUCAACAGAUUCAGACAAGGUCUCAGCCGUAGCAGAGGAGCUGAAGCCUCAUGCAGCAGGAGGGCAGCCGAGUCAUGGUCACGGUUUGCUGAGAGCGAGCGGGGAAGGUGUGAGGGACCAGCUAGAAAGAUGCAGGGCGGAGAGAGGCAUGUUUUGGAGGAUGCUCUUGCAGGCAGCCGGCAUGGGGCGUUUCCUCCUGGACACCCCACCCCAAACACCUCAUUGGAAGUAA
Molecule: messenger RNA, 1050 nt
Organism: Coccomyxa subellipsoidea C-169
Lineage: Eukaryota; Viridiplantae; Chlorophyta; Trebouxiophyceae; Coccomyxaceae
Exons: 3
Coding region: 1-1050 (349 amino acids)
Cellular component (GO): cytoplasm
Molecular function (GO): biotin--[biotin carboxyl-carrier protein] ligase activity
Source: RefSeq, a predicted model, not a curated record